Messenger RNA from Hyphopichia burtonii NRRL Y-1933, 950 nucleotides. RefSeq lists its product as uncharacterized. The record is from RefSeq and is a predicted model, not a curated record. Lineage: Eukaryota; Fungi; Ascomycota; Pichiomycetes; Serinales; Debaryomycetaceae. Bases 19 to 849 code for a protein of 276 amino acids. Gene Ontology annotation, biological process: proteasome assembly. The transcript is spliced from 2 exons.
AAGAUCAUAAACCAAAAGAUGCUAUUCAAACCAUGGAACGAUGGACCAGCUCCUCGUCAUACAUUUGAAGAUGAGUUUGAAGGUGACGAAACCAAACCAAGCCCGGUACCUGAAAUCAAGAUUGAGUUAAAAGAACAUGGGUCGAUUGAUUAUUUGAUCUUGGCCCCGAAAAAUAUAAGUGUGAUAAUUGAUUCCUUACCGCAACGUAAAGCAAUUGGUUCUAUAAGGGUCAGUUAUCCCGAAUUAAAAGUUCAAACAACAACUCAAGAAUCAACUGAAGACGAUUAUGAUGAAGACGAACAAUUGUACAAUGCAAUUCACGAAUCCAAUUCCAGCUCCAAGUAUAGUGACUUGGAAAUCCCAAUAAAUGUCUAUAGUGGCUCAAUUGCCGGGAUUGUUGUACCACAUUUCACUAAUGCUAUAACUUACAAUAUAUUAUCAAGAAGAAUCAUUGAAGCAUUUGAUUCAAUGGUAAAGAAAGACUGGAUUACCUUAUCUCCAUGCAGUAUCAAUAAUAACCAAUCUUUGAACAAAUUGAGUAUCAGCACUAGCAACUCCUUGUUAGAAAUGAUUCCAAAUUUGAAACCACCUCAUUUUAUUACUGGUAUAGGUGCGUCGAUCAUUAGUGAACUAAAUAAUUUGGGAGGAACCUCUAGUUUCAUACCUUUAGUGUUGAAUUCUGAGGGUCAGCCAGGGUUCGAAAAAGUCAGUAAUGAUGCUAUUGUUGAUUCAGGUUACGUGUUAAGCGAAAUCUUAAUCAAAGACCACUACAAAGAUGACUAUUUAAAGAAAAUUAGUUCAUCAGUUAGAAAAUUUAAUAGCUAUUCUAAUUCAGGAAUGUAUCUAUAAUUAUAUUCUACUUAAUAUUAACUUUUUGAAUUUUUCAUUGAUAAGUAACAAUUCCAUAAUACUGAAAUUGACGAACUGAAUGGCACUUGAUAACUUCUGGG